Messenger RNA from Aspergillus homomorphus CBS 101889, 1821 nucleotides. RefSeq names its product RING finger domain protein. NCBI's taxonomy places the organism in Eukaryota, Fungi, Ascomycota, Eurotiomycetes, Eurotiales, Aspergillaceae. Bases 183 to 1721 code for a protein of 512 amino acids. The record is from RefSeq and is a predicted model, not a curated record. Gene Ontology annotation, molecular function: zinc ion binding. The transcript has a single exon.
GGAGCUCUUGCUAAUAGGGCUGGCUGAUUGUCCGCCUCUCGCCUUCAACAUUCUUUCUCCCCCUCCCCCACCAUUCAAAUUUCGAUGAUUCUUUCCACACCACACUAUGCUGCUCUCAUUUGUCUAAAUCUCAAUCAGCAUCUGUACUCCACCCCACAACAAACCAAGUCCGAUACCUCUUCAUGGCCUCUGCCCCAGGUUAUCCAGCGUCUGGCAGGGCUCGGUUAUCCGACGCGGGUAUGACAUCAACCCACCAGGCCGAAAGGACGAAUGAGCCCACAAACACCACGAACAUUACCGGCGAACCUGACGGAGAGGGCGAAACCAUCGAGGAAACGGUACUCCUGAAUCGGCAAACGACCUCCGACGAGACCGCCACGCGCGACCUUCCCGCAUCGGACAAAUCCAGCUUGGUUGACCCAUCCCUGUCCAACAAUGACGACGAACCGCGCAAAUGCUGGAUCUGCUACGCCGACGAAACCGAAGAUACCCCGCUCAACUCCGAAUGGCGAUCGCCGUGCCCCUGCGCCCUAACCGCGCACGAAGCCUGCCUCCUCGACUGGCUGGCCGACCUGGAGAACCCGCGGUCGCGCAAACGGAACGGCACCAACGCGAAGAUGGUCUGUCCGCAGUGCAAGACGGAGAUCGUCGUCUCCCGGCCGCGGAGCUACAUUGUGGAUCUCGUGCGGCUGUUCGAGCGGGUGGCUGGACGGCUCGUGCUCCCGGGCAUGGUCUUCACGCUGGCCGGCACGGUGUGGGCGGGCUGCUGCGUGCAUGGCGUCUACUCGAUGUAUUUUGUUUUCGGCACCGAUGAGGCCCGGCAUAUCCUGGAGGAGUCGAUCGACGGGCCCUGGAACUCCGGGCUGAAUUUGGGGCUCCCGCUCAUCCCUAUGUGCUUGAUUCUGACCCGCACGCGGUAUUCGGAGGGCUUGCUGGCCGCUAUCCCGUUCCUCUUGCUGGUGACGCAUCAGCCCGUUGUCGAGCCUGCUGCUGCGGAGCUUUGGCCCCCGACCCCGGCGGCGACAUUCGCGGCUCUGCCGUACGUGAAGCGGCUGUAUACGCUACUGUACGAUAAGAUGUUUGGGAAGCUGGAGAAGAAGUGGAUCCUAGAAGUGCAGCCGCGCCAGUCCGAUAUCAAUGAGUUCGAUGACAACGCACCGCCAAAUCAUCCAGAACCCAUCCCCGACGAGGCUGAGCAGAAUGAUGAUGAUGGGCGGGUGCUGAUGGAGAUCGACUUUGAAUUGCAGGUGGGAUUGAGAGGGGACGAUGAGGGAGCUGAAGGAGUGUUUGAGUUCAACGGUGGGCAAGGUGGGGAAGGACAGCAGCAACAAGGCGGACAGAAUGAUGGCGGUGGUGCCGGCGGAGGACAGGCGUUCGGUCUGGGUCGGAGGGACGACCUGGUCCAUGAGACGACGAAUCUCGCCGAUCUGAUUCUGGGGGCUCUUGCAUUCCCGGUUAUCUCUGCGUCGAUGGGGGGACUGCUCAAACAUGUGCUGCCAAGCUCAUGGACAACGGCGUCAACGGCGGGUCGACCAGGCUUGUUACAGACGCGCUGGGGUCGCAGCGUCGUUGGUGGCUGUGUCUUCGUGCUAUUGAAGGAUGCCUUGGUGCUAUACUGUCGGUGGAAGUUAGCGCAGACCCAUCGUCGCCGUAAGGUGCUCAACUAUGACCGAUCAAAGAAGCAUAUUCGGGCGAGCAGUAGGGCAAAUAACGGUUCUUAGGUGUUAGCAUGACUGACUUGGGACUUGCAUUCAUGAGGCGUUUUGUUCUGGCGGAUGGGAUGAUGUUCAUGAUACACUUUUUCAUUUUGCAAAUCUCCAA